Sciurus carolinensis (gray squirrel) is the source of this 2953-nucleotide messenger RNA. It is a transcript of the gene Cdh12, whose product is annotated as cadherin 12. The coding region runs from base 10 to 2394 and encodes 794 amino acids. The transcript has 11 exons. Gene Ontology annotation, molecular function: cadherin binding; calcium ion binding. The record is from RefSeq and is a predicted model, not a curated record. Gene Ontology annotation, cellular component: adherens junction; catenin complex; plasma membrane. Gene Ontology annotation, biological process: cell morphogenesis; multicellular organism development; calcium-dependent cell-cell adhesion. NCBI's taxonomy places the organism in Eukaryota, Metazoa, Chordata, Mammalia, Rodentia, Sciuridae.
CCUUUGCCAAUGCUUACAAGGAACUGUUUAUCCCUGCUUCUCUGGAUCCUGUUUGAUGGAGGUCUCCUAACACCACUUCAACCACAGCCACAACAGACUUUAGGCACAGAACCAAGAGAAAAUGUUAUCCAUCUGCCAGGGCGACAAUCACAUUCCCAACGAGUUAAACGUGGCUGGGUAUGGAAUCAAUUUUUUGUGCUGGAAGAAUACAUGGGCUCCGAGCCUCAAUAUGUGGGAAAGCUUCAUUCUGACUUGGACAAGGGAGAGGGUACUGUUAAAUACACCCUCUCGGGAGACGGUGCUGGCACCGUUUUUACCAUUGAUGAAACUACAGGCGAUAUUCAUGCAAUAAGGAGCCUGGAUAGAGAAGAAAAACCUUUCUAUACCCUGCGUGCACAGGCUGUGGACAUAGAGACCAGGAAACCCUUGGAGCCUGAAUCAGAGUUCAUCAUCAAAGUGCAGGAUAUUAAUGACAAUGAGCCAAAGUUUUUGGAUGGACCUUAUGUUGCUAGUGUUCCAGAAAUGUCUCCUGUGGGUGCAUACGUGCUCCAGGUCAAGGCCACGGAUGCAGAUGACCCGACCUAUGGAAACAGUGCCAGAGUUGUUUACAGCAUUCUUCAGGGACAACCUUAUUUCUCUAUUGAUCCCAAGACAGGUAUUAUUAGAACAGCUUUGCCAAACAUGGAUAGAGAAGUCAAAGAACAAUACCAAGUUCUCAUUCAAGCCAAAGAUAUGGGAGGACAACUAGGAGGACUGGCUGGAACGACAGUAGUCAACAUCACCCUCAGUGACGUCAAUGACAACCCACCUCGCUUCCCUAAAAGUAUCUUCCAUCUGAAAGUUCCUGAAUCUUCUCCUGUUGGCUCUGCUAUUGGAAGAAUAAGAGCUGUAGAUCCUGAUUUUGGACAAAAUGCAGAAAUUGAGUAUAAUAUUGUUCCUGGAGAUGGAGGAAAUUUGUUUGACAUCGUCACAGAUGAGGAUACACAAGAAGGAGUUAUAAAACUGAAAAAGCCUUUAGAUUUUGAAACAAAGAAGGCAUAUACUUUCAAAGUAGAGGCAUCCAACCUUCACCUUGACCACCGGUUUCACUCCGCUGGCCCUUUCAAAGACACUGCUACGGUGAAAAUCAGUGUGCUGGAUGUAGAUGAGCCUCCCGUGUUUAGCAAGCCACUCUACACCAUGGAGGUUUAUGAAGACACCCCAGUCGGGACCAUCAUUGGUGCUGUCACAGCACAAGAUCUGGAUGUGGGCAGUAGUGCCGUUAGGUACUUCAUAGAUUGGAAGAGUGAUGGGGACAGCUACUUUACAAUAGAUGGAACCGAAGGAACCAUCGCCACUAAUGAAUUACUAGACAGAGAAAGCACUGCACAAUAUAAUUUCUCCAUAAUUGCGAGUAAAGUUAGUAACCCCUUAUUAACCAGCAAAGUCAACAUACUGAUCAAUGUCCUCGAUGUCAAUGAAUUUCCUCCAGAAAUAUCUGUGCCAUAUGAGACAGCUGUCUGUGAAAAUGCAAAACCAGGACAGAUAAUUCAGAUAGUCAGUGCUGCAGAUCGAGAUCUUUCACCUGCUGGGCAGCAAUUCUCCUUUAGAUUAUCCCCUGAGGCCGCCAUCAAACCAAAUUUUACAGUCCGUGACUUCAGAAACAACACUGCUGGGAUUGAAACCCGAAGAAAUGGAUACAGCCGCAGGCAGCAAGAGUUCUAUUUCCUCCCUGUUGUAAUAGAAGACAGCAGCUACCCGGUCCAGAGCAGCACAAACACAAUGACUAUUCGAGUUUGUAGAUGUGAUUCUGACGGUACCAUCCUGUCUUGUAAUGUGGAAGCAAUCUUUCUGCCUGUAGGACUUAGCACUGGCGCUUUGAUUGCAAUCCUACUCUGCAUCAUUAUACUCUUAGCCAUAGUCGUGCUGUACGUCGCGCUGCGCAGGCAGAGGAAGAAGGACACCCUGAUGACCUCCAAGGAGGACAUAAGGGACAAUGUCAUCCACUACGACGACGAGGGAGGCGGGGAGGAGGACACGCAGGCCUUCGACAUCGGGGCGCUGAGAAACCCGACGGCGGUCGAGGAGAACCAAGUGCGCAGGGACAUCAAGCCAGACGCCCUCUGCCUGCCCCGCCCGCGGCCCCCGGUGGAGGACAGCACGGACAUCAGGGACUUCAUCCACCAGCGGCUGCAGGAGCACGACCUGGACCCCGCCGCCCCGCCCUACGACUCGCUGGCCACCUUCGCCUACGAGGGCGCGGGGUCGCUGGCCGGGUCGCUCAGCUCCAUCGACUCGCUGGCCACCGACGGCGACCAGGACUACGACUACCUGGCGGACUGGGGACCGCGCUUUAAGGUCCUGGCCGACCUGUUCGGCGAAGAAGAGAGCUACAACCCUGACAAAGUCACCUAGGGGGCGGCGGCGGCUGGCGCGGCGGCGGAGAGAUUCCUCACCCCGGAAACCCAGUGGACAGCGACGCGCGCGGGCUUUCUAACGAGGAUUCCUUGGACGAUCUGGUCUCUAGCAAGUGGCUAUAUUUAUCAUACUGUCAGUUUUGGUUUUUAUUCUGUCGACACAAGAUAAAUCCUAUCAUAUGUACUCGCUUUGUUUCGUUUUGUUAUUUCAGAAACACGCUGAGACAAGCUCAGGCCUAUUAAAUACGAUUUACUGACAUGACAACCUACAACGAAGAUAGCUAUGUGGCAUCACGGUGGAAGAGUGUUAGAUUUUUCUUAAUUCCACUAAAGUGCCUAUUGAAACUCUUAUCAUUUAAAGUGGUGUACCCUACACUCUGCUGUGAUGUGGUUGCAGGAUUCAGUGAUAAAGAGGAAUAAACAAAGACACCUUCAAGGAGCAAUAGCACCCUGCUGACUCUUCUCAUUCCUUUUGAGAAAAAGGAAACUCUCCGAACUCCAUCGUCUUAUAAUUCAAAGGUUUUUCUUUUUUAAACUGUAUGCCAAGACAUAUUUGC